CAAGUAAAAGUCCUGUUGGGCAACAGAUGAGUUGUAGUAGAUGAAGUGUUCCACAUGAUGUUGAGGUGGUUUUUGUUUUGAUACUCCCGCCCCGCCAAGAUCGUUGACGAGGAUGUAUGAGCAUUGGUGUCCUUUUCAUAAUUUUGACAUCAGACAAAUACGUGGUAUAUCCAUCGGUUUCCUUUUUCCUUCAAGAUCAAGGGUAAAACGACGAUGCUGCGGUAAUACAAGAAACAGGCACACCAGGCGACAUACAUCGAUCCAGAAGAUUUGAGUGCCCUGCUUUAGUUUGUAGAGCCUGAUCAUUUACUUAGUUAUUUAUUAUCCCCGUGCCCGAUCUUGCGAUGAUGGUACAAUUGGUAGCUUGAGAAGAUCACUCAGAUGAGGGCUCCUCCAUGUAGCCUUCAACUCCUUUUUAGUGUAGUAGAACAACGUCAUCGAACAUUCUGACAUCUCUCUUCGAUUUUUUUGUGGUAUACGUAAUUGCUGACGCUGGUCUUUGGACCUAGUAGGUUGGAGUAGUCAAGUAGCUCUAGUAACUUGUAGUUUUUUAUAGAAGAGUAAAGUUGUAGUUCGAAAAAUGAUCAUAGCCAAGAACAGCAGACAUUCGGCAAUGAGCGGCUGCGUUCGCUCAGCCACUUCGAUGGCGCGGUGCUACUCCAGCGUUUGCAGUUCUGCUUCGCCAAGUGCGUCCUCUUCAGCCUUCGAUCGAAAGGGCGCGCGAUCGAAUGGAAGAUCAAGUGGGUAUCAAAUGGCUCUAGUACCAGGUUCGCGACCAUCGCUUGCUGCAAAGUCGGACGCAACAAGCCUCAAUUUCGCCGUGCGGGGAACCUGCAGCAGAUCCAACGUGCGCGCAACGGAUCUUGAGAAUAGACUUUUGUCGACCAAUAUUCAUCAAAUCUCCAAGCGGAGCUUCGCGCGAAAAUCAGACUCGCCGCCGCCUUCCAGUCCACCUCCACCAGCGGCGCCCCCCGCGGACCCAUGGCAAGAAGUAAGUGAAAGUGCUAGUGUCCUUGUACCUUGUCCUUGUAGGAGAAGUUUGUUGUCUACUAUGUCCUUGAUGUCAGCUUCCACUGCCUGAGUAACUACCUUAUGAACAAGAUACUGUAGCAUAGUUCGUUGCUUGUAGUUUUUCUAUAUUCAGGUUGACACGAUAGCUGCAAAUACUAAAAAUGCAUCACCCCAGUAUAGCCACGAACAAGAAGAAGAAAGCCGAUCUUUUGCAUAUUUUCGUAGGUAAAAGAUCCGGCGGGCAGUGGCAAAACCUAUUGGUGGAAUACGCAAACAAACCAAGUAACGCCGUUGGGCGCCAGCAAGCCUCUCGCGACGCAGCAGCAGCAGACGACCGCUCCGGCCGCGCCGAGCGCGGGCGGCGGGUUGAUGGGCGCGAUCGCUGACGGCAUGGCGUUCGGCUUUGGUAGCUCGCUGAUGCACCGGGCUAUGGACUCAGUGAUGGGACCCCGAACGAUGGAGGUAACAGGGAUAAAGAUUUUUAUGAUUGUGAAGCCACCUUAUUGUAUCCGAUAGACGCGACUUUCCCUCUACUGAGGCUGAUUUCAGCAAGGCGAGCUGCAGCUGCUCCAUAAAUCGGCAUGUAGUGUAGUGUCCUUGUCCACCUUGUGAUACAACAUGAAAAUGAAUAUCGAACAAAUCUCCAGGUCACGCACACGCAGGAGGGACAGACACCACCACCGGAUGCGCCACCGUCCCCACCACCAGCUUCGGGGGACGAUGCCGGAGGCUCUUAUUUCCAGGAGGAAAGCUCUUGGUUCGGGGGCGGCGACGGUGAUGGCGGAGGAGGCGGUUGGUUCGAUGAGUGAACAUGUUGCUACAUCCUGCCGCAUCAAUCUGUGACGCGGCUGGUAGCCAGUUUCAGACCGCGUAUGAUGAAGUCAGUAGUGUUGCUGCUGUCAGUACAGCAACGGACGAGCUCUUCGAUGAGGAUGUUGAUGAAAACAGAAGUUAGCCGGACAGUGGCCUACUUGGCCUCCUUGCAGCACAGGACGGGCGCUACCUGUUCAUCUGUUAACUGUCACUGUGUGGUCAGUGAGUUUGAGAACAAAGACUCCCACGAUAAA
Amoebophrya sp. A120 is the source of this 2078-nucleotide messenger RNA. NCBI's taxonomy places the organism in Eukaryota, Dinophyceae, Syndiniales, Amoebophryaceae. The record is from the annotation of a GenBank genome assembly.